AUGCUGCUGUCUUGUGUCAGCGCGGCUCAGCUUUCUAAUUAUGCUACAUCUUUGACUGACCCAUCAGUGGCUCCUCUGAGUAUUGUCAUGACAUCAUUAUCUACCGCUACGGCUGUUUUUGUGACCCCUUUAUUGUCACUUCUUCUCAUUGGCAAAAGAUUGCCCGUCCAUGUGAAAGGAAUGGUUUCCAGCAUUUUGCAGAUUGUCGUCACACCCAUCGCUGCAGGGCUGCUUCUGAAUAGGUUCUUCCCUUGGAUUUCUAAUGCCAUACGACCACUUUUGCCGCCACUCUAUGUCUUUGUGACGGCUCUAUGCGUUGGAGCACCUCUUGUGAUGAACAUCGAUUCCAUCAUUUCUUCAUUUGGUUUGACGAUCUUGUCACUCGUAAUUGCAUUUCAUCUGACGGCAUUCGUCAUUGGAUACUUCCUUCCCGGUUUCUUCUUCCGGAAGGCUCCUGCUGUAAAAGCAUUGCGGAGAGCACUAUCCUUUGAGACAGGAAUGCAGAGCAGCCUUCUUGCGCUCGCUCUAGGAAAUAGAUUCUUUCAACAUCCACUCGUGGCUGUGCCUCCAGCUAUCUCUGUAAGUGAAAAUAUUAAUUGUCAACAGAACUUUACCUUUAUCCUUUUUAAUAAAUUAAUGUCACUCGUCUCAUAGCAAAUGGGAGCUAACUUCUAUAUUGGUUUUUGGAGAAAGUAGAGUAUGAUCAGUUAAAGUUCUUUCCUUUCGCGGGCCACACUACAGCUAAUCCUUUAGUAAUUUGCGUGUUCCUUUAAACUAUAUGCUUGAGAUCUUCUUACUUUUAGGCUCGACCACACUAGGCCUUUACAAUUUGAGUGCCAACAGCAUAAAACACCCCCGAAAACAGGUCAAGUUAGCUUGUGGAGCAAUUUAGAAUUUUUUUUCUUUGUCAAUUCCUUUUCAUGAGAGGUUUUCUUCUAUAUCAUCAUACGGAAUGCCACUGUAACCGAGGAAUAUUUCUGUAGCCAAUUAAAAGUCAUGCCUUUGUGGCGGCCCUCUUUGAUCGAAGAAUUCCUGCAGCCUGCAUGUCUGAUGAUGCGUGCAGAUAUUUGAGGAGCUGCCACAAAAUUAAGGUUAGGGGUCGAGGAAAACCGACAACGAUGACGAGACAAGAGAUGGAGCAUGGAAUGGGAUGAUGGCUGGCUGGAGAUCGCAGUCAGCGCAUGAAGGAGGAAGAUGGAAGAAGCAGGGCAGAGGAGACUCGUCGGCUUCAUCGCUCUAGGUCUCCUUCUCUCUCUCUCGGAGCAGGCCAGUCACUCGCAAGGCACGUGAUAGCGUACACCGACCCGCACCCUAACACAACCCACAGCCGAACACGCGUCGAAUAAUAGGCCUCUCUGUCCUUCUCUCUCCCCCAAAUUGAUGGUUACACUUGAAUAAUAGGACCUCUCGGUCCAUCCCUCGAUAGUAACACCCCAAAAAUUGAUGUUCAAACCCGAAUAAUAUGACCUCUUUGUCCAUCCCCUCACAGUAACACCCCGAAAAUUGAUGUUUAGAUCCGAAUAGU
This is a messenger RNA of Eucalyptus grandis, 1525 nucleotides long. RefSeq names its product probable sodium/metabolite cotransporter BASS5, chloroplastic. Gene Ontology annotation, cellular component: membrane. The record is from RefSeq and is a predicted model, not a curated record. The transcript has 3 exons. NCBI's taxonomy places the organism in Eukaryota, Viridiplantae, Streptophyta, Magnoliopsida, Myrtales, Myrtaceae. Bases 1 to 654 code for a protein of 217 amino acids.